AUGAAAAUCCACGCAAACUGGAACGCGUUCGCGGCCGUGCAUUUUGACGCCGCCCGGUACAUUCCGUCACCGGCUUACGGCGUAAACCGUUUCAUGCUCGACCGCAUCGGCAGCGAAAAAGCCCGGGCUACCACCAUUGUCCAGUACCAACCUAACUCGAAGUUCCCCGAGCACGAACACAUCGGCGGAGAAGAAUUCUUGGUACUACAAGGGACCUUCAAAGAUCAGUUUGGGGAAUUUCCGGCCGGCACGUACGUCCGCAAUCCCAUCGGGAGCAAGCACGCGCCCUGGGUCGAUGACGACGGUUGCACCAUCAUGGUGAAACUCCUACAAAUGGCAGAGACUGGCGAAGGAACGACUUCACUGCACAUUAAUACAGAAAAAGAGAAAUCGAAUGGAACGCACCACAAAUUUGGAACCGUCCUGGAUCUUUACAAAAACGCUAGCACUGGAGAGCGUGUGGAAAUGUGUUGGUUGAAGGCACUUAGCUACUUCCCGGAAGCCGUUGAUGCUCAGGGCGAAGAGCUUUUCGUAAUAGCGGGAACUCUCUUACUGGGCGACGAAGCCUUUGGGCCUUGUGGAUGGCUGCGGAUUCCCCCGAUUGGGGACGUCCGCAGAAGUACACUCCGAUCCGGUCCAGAGGGAGCUCAGGUAUAUCGCAAGACUGGUCAUCUCUCCCCGAGCGCUUUGGCCAUGGAAAAGAUUCAAAUCAGUGACGACGAAACAAAUUGA
Messenger RNA from Phaeodactylum tricornutum CCAP 1055/1, 732 nucleotides. RefSeq lists its product with no specific name. The record is from RefSeq and is a predicted model, not a curated record. NCBI's taxonomy places the organism in Eukaryota, Bacillariophyta, Bacillariophyceae, Surirellales, Neidiaceae. The transcript has a single exon. Bases 1 to 732 code for a protein of 243 amino acids.